Molecule: messenger RNA, 1596 nt
Organism: Plenodomus lingam JN3
Lineage: Eukaryota; Fungi; Ascomycota; Dothideomycetes; Pleosporales; Leptosphaeriaceae
Source: RefSeq, a predicted model, not a curated record
AUGUCCAUGGCACCAUCAUCUCGGGCGUUUGUCAUGCGGAGUAUCAGUCCAUCUAGCGCUGAACUGAAAGGCAAGAGUGACAGUCACAGUCGUUUGCCAGGGCGACCAAAAGUCACAUUCACAUGUCUGGUAAACAAGCUCCGUCGCCUGCUUUGUUGUUUGUACUUUGUCGCCUACCUUGCGCUCUUUUCCCUUCUUCUUUCCUUCUUCCUCUUCCCACAUCCAUCUUCUCUCGAACCAUUCGUGACUGUACUGCUCAUACUAACCCCAUGCACAAUGGACAAACGCUUACGAAAAAAGGUUUCAAAGUAUUUCACAAGGUUCCUGCGAGACCGCUCCGCCGAACGUCCAAAGACCGCGCCGGCUGCGCCAGCUGGUGGUCGCGAGCGAUCGCCAGACAGACCGCCAAACCGCAUCGUCGUGAACCUGCCCGAAGUACCGUACCGCAGUAACUUGCCAAAUAUGCCUGGACCCUCUCGAGAGACUGCUACAGACAGUCUGGGCGGUGAAACAUCGACCUCAAGCAAUCCGUUCAGUGGUGAGACGCACGACAAGUCCGGCGCUGAACCCCGUGGAAAGGAGAUGGCCUCUACGCCCGUCGCAUCGGAACUUUUGGCAGAGGAGAAUAUGGGACUUGGUGGCCAGACUCGCGCCGCGGAUAACACUGUCACGCUCGGCCUUCGCUAUUCCGUAGACUUGACGGCAGCAAAUAAGCCGCGGGAGACGGGCAAGGCGAGACUCUUGAAGCCCAUCACUGUUGCGGCCAACUCUUACCAACACGCCAUCGCGUCCUCUACUCAAAGCUGCGAGAUUGGAUCAGUCACUCGGAGCGAUGGUACCUCUCUUCAGCCGAUUGGCAAGUGGGGCUGCUGCAAAUGCAAACGCAGUUACGACAUUUACUACUUCACCGACGGCGAGCAUCCUGUUAGUAUUCUGAACUGCGAAUGUACUCACCGGUCUUGCGGCAAGUGCUCGUUGGAAGGACAGAUGAAGGUCUUCCAGCCCAUGUGCGAGCCGGAAGUCGUCCAGCUCACCGAAGAUGACGCCAAACAGAUCCGCUUCGGUGUCUUCUGCGACGGUUGUGGUGUUUCGUGGAGGGCCGUCGAGGUCGUAGGGGAUACUGAAAAGAAGACAAUCAGGCAGCAGAUCUCAGGCUUACCCAAGCAUAUAAUCAAGCAUGCCAACCCGAUGAGAAAGCCCCGUCAAGAAGCUUCCAUGGCCGACUUGUCUCUUGCCGGACCCAGCGAGGGACCCAUGACCUUGUCGUCCAGUCUCAACCUGCGCGAGCUGUCCAACGAGAUGGAGGCCGAGGGACACGGCAAGCAGGCUGACCUCGCGACUGUCAGGUUCACCGGCAUCACCUGUCUCUGCGGCCUCGUCACUGACUCUACCUGUCUCUGCUUCCAGGUUGUCGACCCGCCCAAGGAUGUCUUCGUCGCCCAAUUCGAAGAACUCAUGGCGGCUCCGCGCAAGGUCGCUGGGUUUGGCACCACCCCCGAGGACCAGGCAAGGGGCCAUCAGACACCGACAUUAACCUUGAGAGAACGUAUUCAGCACCCGAACCCACUUAGGAGCUGCCCCGCGAUUGACGAGUAA